Molecule: messenger RNA, 1299 nt
Organism: Aspergillus affinis
Lineage: Eukaryota; Fungi; Ascomycota; Eurotiomycetes; Eurotiales; Aspergillaceae
Exons: 2
Coding region: 1-1299 (432 amino acids)
Source: RefSeq, a predicted model, not a curated record
AUGGAGCUGCUUCUUUCCAAGAAAACUUCGACUUUGAGGAAGCGGGCAUCCCUCUCAUUCUUAUUUCAUUCACAGAAACCUACUUUCGCGAUCCUGCAAGGACCGCCUCGCUACUAUGACUUUGUUGAUACUCCCGUUCUCUUCCGUCUGUCUUCGCCAUUCAUUGAUCGUCAAAAGAUCUCUCGUGAGCUGGAGGCAGAUAUUCGAUAUGCCUGCUCACUGCUCGUAUAUCGCGUUGAGCGAGGUGUGCCCUCGCGGGCCACCAAGCAAAUGAGUUCGCUCCCGGAGAAGAGCACAGUCACAUCGGCCAAUAAAUCGUCUGCGACCAAGCCACAGAUUGAGUCCAAAUACUCAGGCCCUAAUGUUGGCCCUGAGGCAGCGGCCCUGGCCGGGAUCCAUGAUUCGGGCGUCGGGUUGACGCAGCAGCCCAGUCGACAGACUAUGCGGGUGCUGCACUCCUCUCAAUCCGACAAAUCAUCAGGUUCAGGGGCAGGAUCGAACCCGCCUGCCGGUCAGGAACGAUGCACUACGUCGUAUUCUGCGCCUCCCGAUCCGACAUCCACGGAGAGAAGAAGCAGCCACCCGUCCGUCAGCAGUCCCAAGCAGCCGGAGAUGCAAUCCAUGGUCGGGGUCGCGGCCAUCGGCCACACCCAGGGACCACCAGACCAGGACACGAGGAACUUUCUCGCCGACGACAGCAAGUCACCGUCCCUCGACACUGUCGAAGAUGUCUCCGAUGACGUCGAAGUGUUCCUCAACCCGGAUGCUACGCUCAUGGCCACUGGCGUGGCUAGCUUUUCUUCCCCUGAGACCUUGCUGAACCUCUCCUCGCCUGAUGCGCGGGCAUCAGACAACCAGCCCAGCAGCUGGUCUCACUCCGCCGGCUCGUGCACCACGCAGACAGAUCCAACGCCAAUGGUCGGCCUCGGCACCACCACCGUCCCAGCCCCCGAACAGCAAGCCGGCAUCAUUAUCGACAGCAACGGAUACAUGCACGUGAUGAGCGCCGAGGAGGAAUCUCAGCGCAACGUGCACCUUCAGCAAGCCGUUAUGGCGAAGAUGCAAUCAUGCACAGACCUCAACCAGACCGCCCAGGCCCAGGCCCAGAGCACUGAGCCCGAGUCCGCGACCAAACGACCGCACUCUCGACUACAUUCCGCCUGGUCUACCAAAACUAGGAGCACCAUGUCCAAAUGGAGAAGCCGAUUUGACGAGCCCCAGUCCGAGAAGCCUGCGGGAACGGGCUUCUUCCAGAAAAUCGCGACUUUUUUUGGCAAGCGGCGGGCUCAGGCUGUUUAG